Saccoglossus kowalevskii is the source of this 1181-nucleotide messenger RNA. RefSeq names its product aquaporin-11-like. Lineage: Eukaryota; Metazoa; Hemichordata; Enteropneusta; Harrimaniidae. Gene Ontology annotation, molecular function: channel activity. Gene Ontology annotation, cellular component: membrane; cytoplasm. Gene Ontology annotation, biological process: transmembrane transport. The record is from RefSeq and is a predicted model, not a curated record.
CACAACCUGUCCCAGCACAUCAACAGCCUGCAAAAUUGUUUCAUAGUUGCAAUACUCCACUGACAGUGCGGUGGUACAUCAGUCUUAGGGCUCAUGUUAUUACUAGCACAUUGUCUAUAUAUAGCUGCCGCUCCCACCACUUUCACCGGGACAGCUAUUCCACUAUGGGGGUUGUGUUGCCAACAUGUUGGGCCUGUGUCGCCUUCGUGGCUUGUACGACCCUGUUGAUGUACGCUCUACGGGCGAUAUAUCGCCGCCUUCUGCCGUCAAAAUAUCAUGCAUACGCUGCAGAGACUUUAUCUACAUUCCAGUUGGUCGUCGGGGUACUGGAAAGCGAUAUCGUCCUAGAAGCCUACGGUGCCGUCGGCUACGCAUUCUACCUGUUUUGUCUAUUUAUCUCGUUCACCUUAACUUUUGACGGGACGGCCAGUGUUUGUUCGGUCUGGGAGGAAAUGCUGAGCGGUAAAAGUGAUGUGGUUAAAGGUCACAUUAAGAUAGCCUGUCAACUACUGGGCGGUUUACUAGCACCAAUAUAUGUGAAGCAGUUUUGGAAAAUGGCAAUGUCGGAAACGCACUUAUCUAAAUCGCAGUUUUUAGAUCUGCAGUGCGAGUCUGCUCUCAAAGUACCGAUAAUACCAGGAAUGUUUGCAGAGAUGAUGGCAACAUUGAUCAGCACACUUGUGUGUAAUUUCCAUAUCGGCGGUGACAGACUUUCCAUGUACAUCGAACAUCUAACUUCGGUUACAAUUAUAAUAAUCGGUAUGGAAUACACGGGCAUGAUGUUCAAUCCAGCCUUGGCAACAUCUUUGACGUACAAUUGCUUGAACCACUCAAUGGUGGAACAUCUUCUGGUUUAUUGGUUUGGACCAUUUCUAGCUGUGGUGUUGAUAUGGAUGUUAACAAAACCAUCUACUGUGGAUGUAGCAAAGAAAACUGCAUAAACAUACUAUCAUAUAAAUUUAUCUUUUAUUUUUAAAAACUCUGAAGAAAACUUUUUUAAUAUACCGUGUAUGUAACUUAGUGAAUUUGCACUAACACAUUGACACCAAUUAUCUGAACUGAACAAAUAGACAACCUAUUUGGCCCGUGAAAUCAUCUCUGCUUUCUACUUCGAUAUUCGUAAAGGCAUUUUCCGUUUGUCAUUUAUUAGCCCAUUGGUGAAAUAUAAUUUGUUUUUAUUC